AUGACAAAUAACGACACAAGCGCCUCAGAUAACGACCAACCGAAAGACGCGACAGAUUUCCAAGAAGUCCCCGCCGGUACCGUCGAGAAGGGAAACAUCUUCGAUCAAGGCGGCAAGACAUACCGAACCCUCGGCCGCUGGGACACGGUCCUUAUCCUCUUCACAAAUCAGCUCGGUCUUGGCAUCUUGUCUCUACCAGCAACAAUCAAGACCCUCGGUAUCGUGCCAGGAAUUAUAGCCAUUCUGGGUAUUGGUGCAAUUUCUUGGUAUGCUGCGUAUUGUCUGUUGCAAUUCUAUCGCAAACAUCCCAAUGUUGUCAGUAUCGUUGAGAUGACGAGGAUCGUGGGUGGACCGUGGUUUGAGUCGCUAGCUGGUUUCGUCAUGAUGAUCCAGGUCGUCUUUAUUGUUGCUUCUGCAACUGUCACUCUGUCUGUCGCACUCAACACGUUGAGCAGCCAUGCGACGUGUACUGUCAUCUGGAUUCUGGUGGCUUGCGUGGCUUGUUAUAUCCUUUCCAUCCCGCGAACCAUGAAGUUUGUUUCCAAGGCUGGAGUCCCCAAUGCUGUUAGUGUCGUGGCGGCUUGCUUGAUCGUUUUGGUCAGUUUGGCUGUUUCUGGACCUGCCAUUGCUCCUUCCGAUUGGCACAGGGAGCUCAAGGUUGUUGGAAAUCCGACAUUCCGUGACGGUCUUAAUGCUUGCCUGCGCGUGGUUUUCUCCUACGCCGGUACCUUUACAUUCCCAUCAUACAUGGCAGAGAUGAAGGCUCCCGAGAAGGAUUUCAAGUUUGCGUUGGCUGUUCUCGAGAUCGGAAGUACACUCUUCUAUAUCGCCAUGGCUGUGGCUCUGUACUGCCUCGCAGGCGAUCUCACCACGUCUCCCGUCCUCAGCGCAGCUUCUUCGAUCCCUGCUAAGGUCGCCUACGGAAUUGUCCUCCCCGCUGUAGUCGCUACAGCUCUUUCGAUCGGCCACACUGGCUGCAAAUACGUCUACGUUACUCUCAUGCGCCAAAUGCGAUCUACCCACCAGGUCACCGACAACAGCGUCAAGUCUUGGGUCACAUGGAUCCUUUCUGUUACUGGAUUCUGGGCUCUGAUCUUUGUCAUUGCGAAUGUCAUCCCCAUCUUUGACUCUAUCUUGUCGAUUACAUCCGCUACGACCAUUCCCUGGUUCACGUAUGGAUUUGCGGCAAUUUUCUGGCUGCAUCUUAACAAGGGACUGUACUUUUCAUCGUGGCAGAAGAUGCUGCUGACACUUUUGAACGUCACCAUGAUUGGUGUCACACUGUUCUUGAAUGCCGGUGGAUUGUGGGCUGCUAUCACAGAGUUGUUGGAUCUCUUUGAGAAGAACGAAGAUGGCGUUGGAGGUGUUUUCUCAUGUGGAGAUAACUCCAUCUUUUAA
Fusarium poae is the source of this 1398-nucleotide messenger RNA. RefSeq lists its product as uncharacterized. Gene Ontology annotation, cellular component: vacuolar membrane. The record is from RefSeq and is a predicted model, not a curated record. Gene Ontology annotation, molecular function: amino acid transmembrane transporter activity. The transcript has 2 exons. The coding region runs from base 1 to 1398 and encodes 465 amino acids. Gene Ontology annotation, biological process: amino acid transmembrane transport. NCBI's taxonomy places the organism in Eukaryota, Fungi, Ascomycota, Sordariomycetes, Hypocreales, Nectriaceae.